AUGUCAAUUGAUAAUUCAACGUUGAUCGAAUGCUACGAGGACGCAUCACUGGCCGAUGGUGGUCGUGUAUUUUUUGUGGCCGGAAUAGGUACAGUACUAUGCUCGGUCGGGGUGCUUUUCAAUACCAUACUACUGAUAGUAUUCUCAAGAAUGUCAUCCACUCGUAGUCAUUUGAUUUACUUAAUGUGCCUUUGUUGCUAUGAUAUUCUCGUCGAAAUAUCUUAUAUGGUGCGUUUUAUCACCUCUUUUAUUUGCUUAUCCACACAGUCGUUGGAUUGUUUAUCAUUUGUUAUUUAUGUGCUGUCAGCACUGAAUAUUUAUGAGCUGAAUUUGACAUUUCCGAAAACAUCUCAGAAAAGGUUCGCACAGUAUCAAAAUAAUCCAAAUUGCAGCUACUCUUCACCGUAUCUGUACUAUAUGAUUACUACCAUAUCUAUUUUUUGUACAAACUAUGGCAUCAAUACGCAAAGGUUGUCUCAACAUGUGCACAGGUCAUCACUGUCAUUUCAUUUUGCUAUUCUGAUUCCAAACAGUGUCUAUAUAAUAAUCGCGGCCUCUGCGGAGCGAUUCAUCCUAUCGCGUGAUCAGCAACUUCGACGAUUCACGAUGAAGCAGAGACUAAUAACGAUCUGUAUAACGCUCUUAUUGGCGAUUUGCGUUAAGGUUGGUCACUCGGGAAUUCGACACUCCUCAACGGCUAUUUCGGUUCUUAUAACUUGA
Messenger RNA from Anisakis simplex (herring worm), 720 nucleotides. The record is from the annotation of a GenBank genome assembly. Lineage: Eukaryota; Metazoa; Nematoda; Chromadorea; Rhabditida; Anisakidae.